CCCCCCCCCCCCCCCCGUUGACAAUACUGGGGACCAUGCCCGGAGGAAGAACGCCGGGGGACGCGGCCACAACCACUCGCUCUCGCAUCUGACCGCGGCACAAGGAAGCUUCACAGAAGGACGCGAUCUGCCACCCCCUGCUGAGGACCUCAUGGGCCAGUGCCACAGCGAAAAAAAAAAAGAAGGAGGGGGACCUUCUCUCGAGUGUCCCCCGGCAUGCAGAGAUAUCCAACGCGUCAUGUCUGCCUGUCCGGUCGGCUCGGUGGUCGUGGUUCUGGAUUAGCCUCCAUACUCGUCAUUGGGCACACCAUCAUCCCCCCCUAAGCAGAGAAGGUCUCGCAGUACCGAGAGGGGGAAAAUGGAACGGCCAACCACUCGCAGCAACUUACCGCGGCAACAUCUCCCCGUCUUCCGGCAAACGGCCUGGAGUGAUGUGAGGGCUUCACCGAAAAAAAAAAGGAGCACACACGAAGUCCCGGUGGACCCGGCUGUGUCCACAAAUGGGGAGAGGGCAAUCUGUUCACCGCCUCCCGGGGUCGGGAAAUCUCCGAAACCACAGAUCACCCUCAACCCCACCAGGGGGCCAGGGUGGAUGGUCGGCUCCUGACAACAGGCCAAAACACCGAGCGGGAAUGCAGCACUCCAAGAUUGGGGGGCAGCCACCAAGCAUGAGGGGGGCCCUCACAGGCACGCCCUCGUGCGACAAAGAGGCAAAAACACCCGGCCGGCUGAACGGACGGCCAUGCCGCGAGAGAGGGCACAAUGGAGCAUGUCAGACACGAGCGGCCGCACCCACACGCACACAUCCACAUCGAGAGGGAGAGUAAGUGCCAAGCUUUCAUCAAGAUCCGCAUGUGUGCAUCGACAGGAUGCUCUCCCUCCAAACAUGGGGUCCCGGCGACGCCGGCGACGCAAACAUCGCGUCCGCUCUCGCACCUCGCCUGUGUCGCCGGCCAACUCCACUCGGCGCGUCUCCCACAGGGAGAGGCAGGCAUCCCUCAUCGCGCAGAUGUGUGUAUAUAUGCGUGUGUGUGUGUGUGU
This is a messenger RNA of Fonticula alba, 1041 nucleotides long. RefSeq lists its product as hypothetical. The record is from RefSeq and is a predicted model, not a curated record. The transcript has a single exon. Bases 501 to 827 code for a protein of 108 amino acids. Lineage: Eukaryota; Rotosphaerida; Fonticulaceae.